Coniosporium apollinis CBS 100218 is the source of this 834-nucleotide messenger RNA. RefSeq lists its product as uncharacterized. Gene Ontology annotation, cellular component: membrane. Lineage: Eukaryota; Fungi; Ascomycota; Dothideomycetes. The transcript has 2 exons. The record is from RefSeq and is a predicted model, not a curated record. Gene Ontology annotation, biological process: carbohydrate transport; transmembrane transport. The coding region runs from base 1 to 834 and encodes 277 amino acids. Gene Ontology annotation, molecular function: carbohydrate:proton symporter activity.
AUGAUUGUUCCCAUGUAUAUGGCGGAGGUUUCGAUUCCCGGUAUCCGAGGCACGCUAGUUGUGCUCCAGCAAUUGAACAUCACGAUCGGUAUCUCGAUCAGCUACUGGCUCGAGUAUGGAACUCAUUACAUUGGCGGUGUCCGUUGUGCUCCGGACAUCCCAUACUCUGGUGGAUCUGAGCUGUUGCGGACCUUCGAUCCUUACCGCGAUGUAGGACCCAAUGGAUGCACCGGACAGUCAGCCGCUUCCUGGAGAGUGCCUUUUGCGCUUCAGAUAGUUCCUGGCCUCGUCCUCGGCAUCGGAAUACUGUUCUACCCUGAGUCACCCAGAUGGCAGCUCAAGGCCGGCCAGGACGACAAGGCCAUCGCUGCUUUGUCACGCCUGCGACGCUUACAGCCCCACGACGAAGCUCUCCGGGCGGAAUUCCUCGCGAUAAAGACGGAAGUUCGUUUCGAAGAGAGCUUUGUGAAGGAAAGGCACAGUGGCAAGGCCGGCUUAGGUCUUUCGUUUGCGCUGUACAAGGAUCUUGUCUCAUCAUGGCCCAACUUUCGUCGCCUCUCGAUUGGCUGCCUUGUCAUGUUCUUCCAGCAGUUUAUGGGUUGCAAUGCCAUGAUCUAUUACGAGCCAACCAUCUUCGGCCAGCUCGGCCUAUCUGGCAAUACCACCUCGCUGCUCGCCACCGGCGUCUACGGCAUGGUCAACACUCUAUCAACAUUGCCCGCGCUGUUUCUUAUUAACAAUGUCGGCCGACGUCCGCUUCUUGUAGCGGGAGCUGCUGGGACUUCCAUCUCGCUCGAUAUCGUCAGCGGCAUAAUCUUGUAUAGUAUUAGAUAA